Molecule: messenger RNA, 1456 nt
Organism: Tachyglossus aculeatus (Australian echidna)
Lineage: Eukaryota; Metazoa; Chordata; Mammalia; Monotremata; Tachyglossidae
Product: keratin, type I cuticular Ha1-like
Exons: 7
Coding region: 1-1245 (414 amino acids)
Molecular function (GO): structural molecule activity
Source: RefSeq, a predicted model, not a curated record
AUGCCUUACAACUGCUCUCUGCCCAGCUUCAGCUGCCGCAGCAGUUGCCUGUCCAGGCCCUGCGUGCCACCCAGCUGCCAGCCAUGCUGCCCCCUCCCCGGAACCCGCAACAUCCCCGCCAACAUCGGGACCUGCGGCUGGUUCUGUGAAGGCUCCUUCAACGGCAACGAGAAGGAGACCAUGCAGUUCCUGAACGACCGUCUGGCCAACUACCUGGAGAAGGUGCGCCAGCUGGAGCGGGAGAACGCCGAGCUGGAUGCCAGGAUCCACCAGUGGUGCCAGGAGCAGGUCCCCGUCGUGUGCUCGGACUACCAAUCCUACUUCCGGACCAUCGAGGAGCUGCAGCAGAAGAUUCUGUUCACCAAGUCUGAGAACGCGCGGCUGGUGGUGCAGAUCGACAACGCCAAGCUGGCCUCAGAUGACUUCCGCACCAAGUACGAGACGGAGCUAUCCCUCCGCCAGCUGGUGGAGGCCGACAUCAACGGUCUGCGCCGCAUCCUGGAUGAGCUGACCCUGUGCAAGGCUGACCUGGAGGCCCAGGUGGAGUCCCUGAAGGAGGAGCUGCUCUGUCUCAAGAGGAAUCAUGAAGAGGAGGUCAACGCUCUGCGAAGCCAGAUUGGAGACCGACUGAACGUGGAGGUGGAUGCCGCUCCCCCUGUGGACCUGAACAGGGUGCUGAAUGAGACCAGGUGCCAGUACGAAGCCCUGGUGGAGACCAACCGCAGAGAUGUGGAGGAAUGGUUCGUCAAGCAGACGGAGGAGCUGAGCCAGCAGGUGGUGUCCAGCUCGGAGCAGCUGCAGUGCUGCCAGUCGGAGAUCAUCGAGCUGAGACGCACUGUCAACGCUCUGGAGGUGGAACUUCAGGCUCAGCACAACUUGAGAAAUUCUCUGGAAAACACCCUGACAGAGACGGAGGCCCGCUACAGCUCCCAGCUGGCCCAGGUGCAGUGCUUGAUCACCCAAGUGGAGGCCCAGCUGGCUGAGAUCCGCUGUGAUUUGGAGCGGCAGAACCAGGAGUAUCAAGUGCUGCUGGAUGUCAAGGCCCGACUGGAGUGUGAAAUCUCCACAUACCGCAACCUGCUGGAGAGUGAGGACUGCAAGCUUCCCAGCAACCCCUGUGCCACAACCAACGCAUGCAGCAGGCCCAUUGGCCCCUGCGUGCCCAACCCCUGUGCCCCUUGCGUCCCCUGCACUCCCUGUGUGCCUCGCUCCCGCUGCGGCCCCUACAACUCCUUUGUGUGUUAAGGUGGUUCUGGCCACCCGGAGAAGAAGAAAGGAGAGGCGAGCCAUAGAUCCCUUCUCUAGGGACCAGGUGGCCUUCACCAGAGUCCCACCCCUGCUCUUCCCCACCUCAGCCCUUCAUUAGCAUUCCGGCACCUUGGACAACAUCCGUGGCCUUCAGAUGGAUCCGUCCAGGAGGGACAGCCCACUCCGUCGCCCCAGGAUUGUUUCCUGU